CCUCACUGCUGCUUCUCAAGUUGAACUAGAUAAUACUUCCUUUCAGCUCAUACUAAUGGUAGCUUUUAAAAGCAAGUUGCCUAAAUUACAGGUACAAUCUAACUUGCUUGAAACUGACCUGAUUGUCAACAUACCAUCAGGUUGCUUUAGAAAGCUGAGCAGAGGAGGGAAAAGGUGGUGCCCAGGAUAAUUCCUGAAUGUUGCAGGCUCCCUCUACCAGAGAAGCAGUUGCUAUUAUUCUGAAUAAAUAGGAACUGUUACCACAUCCUCAGGACACACUUAGCAUCCUUUGCAAGUGUCUGGUGAUGCUGUGUAAAAGCUAAUGAAUAACCACCUCACUAGUAAACACAGUGCAGUUGUGGGAUUCUGGCAUUGUUCACACAGUAGAGACACUCACUUGUAAAGGUAGAUAAAACCGGUGAGCUUCAAGGUCCUGACUGUAAGUCACUAACUUAACAGAAUUAAUGUUAAGGCAAAAAUAAAAAAUGUGUGGGAUUCGGAUUUAGAAGGUGAGAGGAAGACAGAUUCGGAGACAUGGGGUUUUCAUCGGUCCUCAGGUCCAGUUCCCUGUGCCACAUAUUGAUGUCACACGCAGACCACACUCCAGGCCUCGGUGAACAUAUGUGUGACAUGAGGGAACUUGGGCUACAUAAGACAGAGUCCCUUUCAACUCGGAAACAAUAGAAUGCUAUGGGUUAUAAGACAUUGCCCAAAAACUCUUGUUUAUGACCCACAGGUAGGAAAUUUGCCUAAUCAGAGAUUGUUUCUUAGGAAACGCUGUCCACUGUGUCUAAGGCUCUUCUCACUCUUCUAGCUACUCUUGCAUUCUUCUGAUUCUGGGCUUAAGUCACCUGCUCGGCCAGUCCUUCCCUAGGCACCUGUGUAAAUAGUGUUCCGGUCCACCUCCCUUUGCGGUCACCGUCCCCUGCUUGUUUCCUUGAAAGUUAGCACAAUCUGCUGAAAUGGUUUGCUUGCUUCUUUGUCAUCCGUGCUCCCCAUUAACUCAAAGACUUCACAGACAGCAUAUGCGUCUCCUUUUCACCUUCGAGUGUCUAGGCCAGAAUAAGUAUCUGAUAGAUACAUAAUUGAGAAAAUUAGUCCUUGCUCUCGGAGAAUGUGAGAGAUGCACUGAGCUAAGUCCAGUACUGAGCAUCUCCGCAGCUAGCACUUAACAGUCCUGUGUGUGUCAGUCCCCACAUUUAUAAACAGGACCGUUAAGAGGAGAAAAGUGAAGACACCGGAGAGAGGAGUGGUAGUGAGAGUGUCCUGGGGACACUGGCCUGCCUGGCAGAAGAGCCCUGGUGGUGCUGGACGCCUCACUUCAUUCCCUUUUUUGCAAAAUGAAGAUCUAAUCCUUGCUCUUAGAGGGGUGUUGUGCGAUCAGGUGAGAUAAUGUGUAAGGAAGUGCUGUGUGAUGUGUAGAGUGCCCCACAAGGUGCACUCUCGUUAAAUCUGGUGAUGAUGCCUCGUCGGGAGCUCUGCUGUGGCAGUGCUGAGGAAGGCCUGUGGGAUGUGCGGAGUGGCCCUGUGAAAGCCUUGUUGGAUCUGUGCUGUGUCAAACACAGAGCUGGAACAGAUCGCAUGUAUUCGAGGGUCACUGAAGAUUCAGGGCUGGGCGAGAGCUGUUGCUAGUGGCGAUGAGAUUGAUGUCAUAACCCACCUGUGCUAGAUAAAUAAGCCAGAAGUACAACUAAUGACUUAAUAGGACACUUUGAGGGAGUUGAAGUAAAACAGACAUUUUCACAGGCUUCAGACUAUCCCUGCCCAUGAAAACUGUUAGCAGGCAAAAUCCUCUCCUCCCAGAAAUAUGUGUGCACUGCCCAUAGAAGUGGAGUUUUGUGCUAGGUCAGAUCCUGUCCCCAGUGGCUGCUGGAGAGGGCAGUUGUGUGGUGAUGAGAGCCGGGCUCGGAAGCAGCCUUCCUGGAGUAGCGUGUGUCCUGGCCACGUGGUCACUAGGUUCCCCCUAAGCAGCUCCUCACUGACUGAGUAGGGAUGGAAACCUGGGCUGGGAAGAGGGUGAGAUGAACACUUAAAGCACACACGGCAGCGCCUGGCAGAGAAGUGUCCCAUAGAUGCUCGUUAUUAAUGGCGAUAUGUUAAUCCUAGCAAUCCAGAGUUCCCCAUUGGGUAACCCAAGUGCUUGUCAGAUAAAUUUGAAGUUUUAAAGACUUGCUUCCCCUCAUGAGACCAUUGUGCUUGUUGUCAUUGAGAGUCAGUGGGUCUCACAGUUGGAAAUCUAUUGUAUUGCAUGUCAGAAGGGACUGUGUUUCCUCUGUAAGUACUGUGCUCUGGGAAGAAGGAAAGAAUACAUCCCCUCUUCAUUUUCUGCUGUCACACUAGAACUGCGGGGCUGAGAGCAUCAGAAGGCUGUUGAUGGUGGUUGGACGAACAGUUUUUGUUAGCUUGCUAUUUCUUAAAAUACUUCGCUGGAAAGUUUCCGAAUUGUUGAAGAAAUCAUGUCAUUUAAUUUUGAUUUUGACAGUCUGAAGAAAAAUUAUUUUCCAUGUUGCCUUCCUUUCACCACCUACAAAUGGGCCAUUUGUGCUGGGCUUGUUCAGGGUCCUCCAGGGAGUGGAGCUCCCCACCAGGCACAGACGUCCAUUUCACCACUUCAGGCUGCAUUUUAGGACCCGCUGGAUGCAUCAGGGUGUGCUUGGAUUCACCCAGGAGUACUUUAAUUGCAUUUCAUUCUAAAAGUCAUCUCUACAUUUAAAGGCAAUUUUGGGUAUUUCUGCUGUUCCUUGGUAACAGAGUACAAUGAAGGAAAUUUUCUUAACUUGCCUGUUUUCUUUCACUACCCCCAAAUCAUAGCCUAUUAAAAUGAAAUCUAAAGAACUGAAUUGAAGCCUUUGUUUUUGGAAAGUCUCUGCAGAUCAUCCUUUUGCUUUCAGCAAAUAAACUCAGGUUAUAUACCAUAACUGCUGUAAACACUGAGUACGUCCGUGAAUAUCAAAUAGGUUUCUUCAGGUUAUUUGUAAAACCCCAUGAAGCAGAUAAGCUGGAUGUUAAUGUGUCUGCUUACUAGUGCUUUUGACAUUACUCAUAGAGAGUGCGUUCUUUUUUCUAUUUUCUGAGAUAGACAUUUUUUAAAUGAACAUAAAUACAUGGGUGUAUUGGGGAGGAUCUAAAGUCAUGGAAUGUGUCAUGUUGCUAAUGUUUCCUUUUUAAAAAUUUUUGUUUGUAAAUAUAGUUACCUCGUGUCUUCCCUGGCUAUGGAAGUAGUUAUGGAGGUAAUUGUUAAAUACAGCUGAAAAGACCAUUUAUCACUCUGAACAAACAGAAAUCAGGUUCUAGAACCAGAUUGAAGAAGGAAAUUACAUCACACUCUUAAAUGAGGAAGCACUGGGCAGAACUGGAUGAGCUGUAUGACAAAAAUGUGCCCCUCCUCCUCCUGUGGAUUGCUCCUGAGACUUAUUAAUGAGAUCUGGUGGUAAGGUGAGCCUAUCUGGGUUACUGCCUUAAGGUAGCCUGGGAGAGAGAGAGACAGUGUAAAGAGUAGUUUCAAAGAGUAUCUGCAAGCUAAAGGCAUGUGAUUUCACCUUAAUGAAGGUGUGCAGUAUGACUUUGGUAUAGUUUUGUUUUUUUUUUAAGGAAGGUUACCUUAAAUUUAGCAGUAAAAACACAUUAGGUACAUUGUAGUUAAGAAGGAGUAGUGUGUAAGAGAAGGAAAAAUUCAUUGUUUCAUUAAGCUCUGCCCUAAUGGCUUCAGGUAAAUUCAGAGUCAUAGAAGCUAAAUUAGAAAGCUGUGUUAAGCAUUGAAACUUAAAAGUUUUUACUCCACCUACCCUGUCCGCUUGGAUUUCCCCAGCCUGUUAAAUUAUUAUUGGCAGUCUCCUCACUCCCUUACAAAUCUUCCGUUUUUCCUUUUUAGCUCUUAGCUGACUUACAGCCCUGUGAGACUGUCACUUAUGUAGGUACACUCUAGAAAUGAGUCAGCAUCUUACCAGUAUCCAUUUAAUCAAUAUCUGUUAGAAGGAAAUGAUGCCAGGAUGGGGGCCGGAUACAUCAGACACCAGGCUCAGCCUAGCGUAUGGGGACGGUGGGAGGGGAAACUGGCCUAGCGCAAAACAAUCCCAGAACAGACACUGCUCUUCCUCACAGCAAGGGUUCGAGGGGAACGGGUUGUAUGAGGAGUGGGCCCGAGGGCAAAGCCGGAUGCAGAUGGAUUUGGAGAGGCAGAGGCAGGCCUGCCCGCUGUGCUGUCCAUGGAGGCCUCUGGCAGGCGGGUUGGACCACCUGGCUCGCCUGACAAAGGAACUGUCACGAGCUGCAUAUAAAAUACAUAAUUAUAUAAGCAGCAGGGCUGCCUUUGUUUAGGGUAUUUUUAUUGUAACAGGUAUGUAAAGGCUCACACACAUGCAGGUGGAGGAGGUUCUGGUUAGGAGCCCUUGUGGUUCUUGAGUGGUGAAGCUGUUGGUCGGAGCAGUCUGUGAGAACUGUUGAUCUGACACUGGGUGUACUAUGGGUUAUUUUCAGGCCUGAGGCACGUGCGACUGGAGGGCAAAUCAAGUGGAGAACAAAUGUGGACACUUUGGGGAACUUGGCAGUUGAAUGUGUAUCAGCCUUAACUCAGGUCGGAAGCAGUGCCUCUAGGAGACGUGUGACCCCCCUGGACCACGAACUGGUGUUGCGGGGUGCAAAAUGUGAAAAGAGGAGUCUGGUUUGUAGAGUUUAAAAUGCCAGCGGCCCGUCCAAGUGGAAGGAGAAUCACCAGACAAUAGGGAGUCAGAGUUGAAGCUCGGGCCAGGCUGGAACCAUCUAUUCAGGGACUUGCAGAGCUGAAGCCACAGAAGGGAGGUAGAACUUGGGCGGGGAUAAAAUGAGAUCCUCCAGAAGCACAGGAUUUAAAGCUCCCACACCUUGAGUUAAGAUGAAAAUCAGUGAUGUGAACAGAAAACAGCAGUCCUUAUCUGGAACUGGCAUUUAAGUGCAUUUUUGACCCACUGAAAAAAACCAAAGCUUAGUUCUUAAGUGUAAGAAAAGCCGUCAUUGCUGUGUUUGGACCCUGUCUGCACUGUUCUGCCUGGAUUUAAACUCACGUUUUCUGUUUCUGCAUUCCAUAACAGUGCCAUCUCAUCCUUUCAAGUAUUGAUUUUUCUGACAUAGGUAGCUUUUUUGCAGUUGUUUUCCUAAUGAAUUAUAAAGCAGAACUAGUUUACAGUUGUAAGGAGCGACAUAACAUUUGACACAUACAGCACCAGAUUUCACUACAGCAGGAUUUCUUUCUAGCUUGCACUUGGCCAGAUUGACUUUUCUUUCCUACACACACACACACACACAAUGGACUGAAUACUGGGUGUUCAGAGAGGUGGAAAAGCAUUUCAGGUGGUUUCAUGCCCUCAGUUUUACAGUCUGAAGAACAAUUUUUUAAGUUUUCUUACAAACCUAUGGCAUAUUGCUCUUUUUGGGUCUCCAGCCUGAAGUUAUUUUCCUGAAGAAGAGAACAUGGCAAUUAUAUCGCCCUCCUCACUUCUCCCAUGCAAGCGAGUAGGAAGUUUGGACAGUUUCAUAACACGGCCCAUUCACAAUUCCCCAUUGAAAUUUAGAGGCAGGUCACCUUCUAUGAAUACACAAAGACACUAUUGUGGUCAGAAGUGAGCAGGCUUAGUGAACACAAUUCUUUUUAUACUAAAAAAUUUUUUUUCUUAAGAAAGCUAACAAGUAGGUGAUAGAAACAAUGAAUAAAAAAUAACUUUUUCUAGAACGUAUAAAUAAUUUUAAGUGACCAUUGAAAUGUAAGUUUAGAAUCCCAAGGCAAUUUCAGCAGAGGCCGUGUUACACAAUCGUGUUCUGUUGAAAGCUUCAGAUGUGGAAGGCACUGGGAGGCUGACACACAGUAAUUACUAGUAGUACUCGUUGGCUUGCCCACAGGUGGGGGUUGGGCUCCAGAACCCCCGCAGCAUUUUCCUCCAAUCUGGAUGAACAAUCUUCAAACGUGUGCUUCCAAACCACUUAAAUACCAUAUUCCUCUUCCUAUCUUGCCUUUCAUUUUUUAUAUCACCACAGAUACUUUCGCUGCAGUCUUGCCAGUGCUUGUAGAAUGCUUAGAAAAAGCAUCAUAAGCCACUGGGCUAAGUCCCCAAAGUACAUCAGUUUUGAAGUUUUAUACAGCUUUACCUGGUGGUAAAUAAUACAUUUGCUCCAUUUUUGGUCUGAAGCCACCCUCAAAGCCCUCCCAGUGAUUGAGAUUUCUUCAAUGGCAGAUUUUUUAAAAAUCAUGUAUCUUUGAAAGGCUGAUUUUAAGAAAAAUAAUGCUUGGCUAUUUGCAAUAAUACUUUAAACUUAGCAUGAGACCUGUUGCCUCGCAUGGCAGAGCAGCUGACUAGGAGAGGAAAUACAGAGACAGUAACUAGGACCUGUCUUUUGUCACUGAAACUCUUAACCAGCAGAACAUCGCUCUCUCCACCUUCCUUUCUAGUGUGGAAAAAACACAGAUGAUAAACACUUGUAUUUUUCUAGAUCUUCACGUAACACCACAUCUGUUCCGUUGAUGUCGAUGAUAAGGCGAUGGCGUACCCUCAUCUUUAACACUCAUUGGGCACUUGCUAACGUGAUGAUUACAAGCUGACUGGGGUGCAGCCUCUGUCCCUGAGCUCGCAGGCUAGUAAGAGGUGACAGAUUUGUAAAUAAUAGAUUUUACCUUGUUGAGCAAUUCUAAAACCGCGCACCCCACCCCCUCUGCAGGGGUGGCGGUGUCACCCUCAUGGCAUCUGCGGUCUUCAGCCCGGCGCCAGUGCUUGUAGGUGUGCAGAUAUUGAGUGAGAGCGAGAAAGUGUCGUCGCUCAUACGCACACCCCCCAGGGUCCUUGCAGGGGCGGGUGACAGAAAAGAGCCCAGACAUGGAGUGCGUGAGAACGUCUGAAGGCAGGAAUGGGUGCUAAUUCACACUUGAUGCUGCAACAGAUAUUAAAGGAAGUUCAGAAGAGGCCAUGGGGACUUCAGACUGUAACACUGGAAAGGGAGGGAUUCCUAAAGUUUAAGAUAAAAUGUACUUAGCCUUUAUACUUAGCAGCGAGGCAGGGCAUGAAAUUCUGGGCAUCUGACAAGGAGAAUGUGAAGAAUGUACCCUUAAGUUUGUCUUUGAAAGGGAGGACACUGUACCACCAAAGCCAGUAAUCUUGCAAAACUUGAUUUUCACAGGAUGAUGGAAAUUAGGAUCUUCACAUAGGACUGUUGCUUGAGGAAGUAGUAACUGGAGAGUAUGUCUUCCACGGCCAACCCCGAGCACAGACUCAAGUAAACGCUAGGCCGCGGGGCAGUCAGGCACCAGGACUGUAGUAAUCUUGAGUGUCACAUUUACUGAAUACUGGGGCUGCGGUAUGAAAUCCAGUAUUUUUCUGAAUUUACUUUGUUAGCUUGGGAAAAAUAAGCUGGACUCACUUGUGCUUCUUGCCCAUUACAGCCUUGCCUUAGAACAGUGGUGGCAAGCGCAUUGUUUUUCUUAUGUUAAGACAAGAAAUGUUAACUCUGAGUUGUUUUUUUCUAAACUAAAACCUCAGUUCUCAGGUUUAACUGCAGUGUUGACACUUCGCGAUGAGCACUUUGGCGCUCGUCUCUAAAAGGGAAUGAAAGCUACUGGCUGACUUCAAACCCUGGGCUUCACAGACUUGGGAGACAUCCCAGAAAAAGGCACAAUGUCCACAGCAGGAGUUGCUGCUCAGGAGAUUCGAGUCCCAUUGAACACUGGGUUCCUGCACGAUGGCCAGGCCCUGGGGAGCACUGAGACCUGCUGGGACAGUCGCAGUGAGUUUGGAAAUUCUUUCUUAAACAUCGACCCCAUCAGCAUGGCCUACAGUCUGAACUCCCGGACCCCGGGGCCCCUGCCAUCUGUCAGGCACACCGCGCAGCCUGUUCCGAUGAAUGGCCACCGCUUUGCAGAAGUUGGGCCCUCCCACAAGUCCAGCCUGCCCCCUCUCAUCAUUCCCCCGGGCGACAGCCUGGGACAGGGCGAAGAGGACCAAGUCGUGUGUGGCUUUAAGAAACUCUCAGUGAAUGGGGUCUGCACCUCCACUCCCCCGCUCACCCCAAUAAAAGCCUGCCCUUCCUCGCUUUUCCCCUGUGCAGCACCCUGUGAACGGGGCUCCAGGCCCCUGCCUCCGCUGCCCAUCUCCGAAGACCUCUCUCUAGACGAGACUGACUGUGAAGUCGAGUUCCUGACCAGCUCAGACACAGACUUCCUCUUGGAAGACUGCACGCUUUCCGAUUUCAGAUAUGACCUUCCUGGCAGGCGAAGCUUCCGUGGGUGUGGACAGAUCAAUUAUGCAUAUUUUGACACCCCCAGUGUUUCUGCAGCCGAUCUCAGCUGUGAGCCUGAUGAGCACGGAGGGGUCCCCAGUCCCAACCCUCCUCCUCCUCAGACCCACCGCAGGCUGAGGAGGUCUCACUCCGGCCCUGCCGGCUCCUUCAACAAGCCGGCCAUCCGCAUAUCCAGCUACACGCACCGAGCCUCGCCCAACUCCGACGAAGGCAAGCCCGAGGUCCCCCCCAGGGUCCCCAUCCCUCCCCGGCCAGUGAAGCCAGACUACAGGAGGUGGUCGGCAGAAGUGGCCUCCAGCACCUACAGCGACGAGGACAGGCCUCCCAAAGUCCCCCCAAGAGAACCUCUGUCCCGGAGCAACUCCCGCACGCCGAGCCCCAAAAGCCUUCCGUCUUACCUCAACGGGGUCAUGCCCCCAACCCAGAGCUUCGCCCCAGACCCCAAGUACGUCAGCAGCAAGGCCCUGCAGAGACAGAACAGCGAGGGCUCCGCCGGCAAGGCUCCCUGCAUCCUGCCCAUCAUCGAGAACGGCAAGAAGGUGAGCUCCACACAUUACUACCUGCUCCCUGAGAGGCCGCCGUACCUGGACAGGUAUGAGAAGUUUUUUAGGGAAGUGGAAGAAGCAAACCCGAGCACCCAAAUCCAGCCGUUCCCUGCUGACUGUGGCAUGGUUUCGGCUGCAGAAAAGAUGGACUCGAAGACAAAAGCCGAGCCGGGGGGCCAUGCGAAGCGCAAACACUUAUCCUACGUGGUCUCUCCCUAGACUUGGGGCUCGUGGUGCAGCGGAAGUGAAACAUGGGGCAGGUGGUUCCCCGUUUUCCAGCUUGACUGAGGUCCACAGAACAGUCUGUCGGAUUGCGAAACACAACAGUGGAACUCUGUCAAAAAGAACAGUGGAGGACAGCUGUGAGGUGCUGUUAUGCCAGGAGUCCUUGAUUUGUUAGUGUUGGAGAAAAGGUUUAUUCAGGCUUAUAAUUUAAAGAUGUGAUGGUGGGAGGGAAGGACGGGAAACUUUUAUAUAUGCUACACUAUAUGCCUAUGUAUAAACUCAUGGUAUAACCAUAGACCAUAGCUGCAGGUUAACUGAUUAGUCACUGUCUUAGAGUAAUAUAUAUUCAGAAGAAGAAAAAGCCAAGCCAGAGCAAUGGCUCCUGACAGACUGGAAAUUGAGCAAAUGGGAGAAAAAAAGCAGUAUUCUUUAUAUCAGAAUCAUUCAAAGAAAAUUAUUCUUGUCUAGUAAGUUUGGAGAUUUCCGGCUCUCAGGCCUGCUACAUUGUGUUCGUUUAUUUUUGCAAGCCGCCUUCUCCGUGGAGGGCAGGGCAGGUUCUCGACCAUGUCUGUAUUGCCUGGCUUCUAAACCAUCCCGAGACUCGUACCUCCAGGUUUUGCUUUCUGUCCCGUUGAGCAGAGGGACAGCAGUUUACUUGGCCCCCGUGUCACCACUGCACGUCUCACAUCUUGAACAAAGAAAGAUAAGCGAAUCCACCACUGUUCCUACCGCUCCCGCUGGGUGCAGGGAAGUGGCCCGCGGUGCUGUGGGCCCCACGGUGGGCUCUGCCCUGUCACCCAGUCGGUACAGGCCCCACCCCGUGUCCCUGCGGCAGAGGGGGAGCCACAGCUGCGCCGGCGCGUUACUGUGUGGGGUGCGUGUUUUAUUGUUUUUUUAGACUAUUAAUAAACAAAUACAACACAAGCUGGCCUUGUGUUGCUGGUUCCUAUUCAGUAUUUCCUGGGGGUGGUUUGCUUUUUAAGUGAAACACUGACCAAUAGCACAGUGUCUUAAUGCCAGAAGUCCCGUCAGCGUCUUCCUGCGCUGAGUGCACGGCUGGGUGCUUCGCUGCGCUAGACCCGGGGAGAGAGACCCAGCCUGCGCCCCUUCACACCCUCUGCUGCGUUUAUCUGGUCUGGACAAGCCGAGAGAGAAGGUGCUCGCUAACAGACGAACAUGACCGCGAUGUUCUCCUAACAGAUAAACGAGCUGUUUACAGUUGAAACUGCUGAAUAUUAUUUGAGCUAUUUAAAGCUUAUUAUAUUUUAGUAUGAACUAAAUGAAGGUUAAAACAUGCUUUAGAAAAAUGCACUGAUUUCUGCAUUAUGUGUACAGUAUUGGACAAAGGAUUUAUUCAUUUUGUUGCAUUAUUUUGAAUAUUGUCUUUUCAUUUUAAUAAAGUUAUACUACUUAUUUAU
This is a messenger RNA of Fukomys damarensis (Damara mole-rat), 10444 nucleotides long. RefSeq names its product ERBB receptor feedback inhibitor 1 (gene Errfi1). Gene Ontology annotation, cellular component: extrinsic component of cytoplasmic side of plasma membrane. The record is from RefSeq and is a predicted model, not a curated record. The transcript is spliced from 5 exons. Lineage: Eukaryota; Metazoa; Chordata; Mammalia; Rodentia; Bathyergidae. The coding region runs from base 7635 to 9020 and encodes 461 amino acids. Gene Ontology annotation, biological process: regulation of keratinocyte differentiation; negative regulation of epidermal growth factor receptor signaling pathway.